CGGUCUUGAGCAGGAAGUAAUGAAAGCCAGUCUGUUGAAGCUGGAAGGCGUUAAAACCUUGGUGUUGGGACGCCGUUCAAGGAAACGUCCCAGCGAUGACACCUGAGCUUUGGUCGACUUCGGACGGAGAGCUGAACGUCUAGUGUGCGGUCGCUCCAGCCCUCCGUCCUCCAUGCCCUCUGCAGCUGCAGACUUGGCUCGACAGGAGCACAAUGCGCCCAUGAACAGUCUGCGCAUCUCGGUCGGAGGCCUCCCCAUGCUGGCGACCAUGGCCAACCCCACGGACCCUCGUUUCCGCCUCAAGUGGCGGCCCAUCGUGGUGGCGGCCGCCUCGCUGGCCUUGGUCCUGCUGCUCUUGCACUUGAGCACGGGCCUGCACCCCCGCUCCUACAGCUCCAACAGCUGGAAGGCGAGCCGCGGCGACCCCCCGCGGGCCGACUCCCGCUACAACGACACCUACCCGCUCAGUCCACCCGAAUUCACUCCGCACGGCACCCGUUACCGCAUCGCGGUCAUCGCUGACCUGGACACGAACUCGCGCAGCGAAAAGAAGCUGGCGUGGUUCAGCUACAUGCGGCGCGGGCACCUUUUGGUGUCGCAGAACGGCGACAAGGUGUCCGUGGAAUGGGACGCGGAAAUGACGGUGUUGGAGAGCCACCUGGCCGAGAAGGGGCGGGGCAUGGAGCUGUCGGAGCUAGUGGUGUUCAACGGGAAGCUCUACAGUGUCGAUGACAGGACGGGCAUUGUCUACCACAUCCACGGCGACAAGGCUGUACCUUGGGUCAUCCUAACGGAUGGCGACGGCAACGUAGCUAAAGGCUUCAAAGCCGAGUGGCUGGCGGUGAAGGACGAGCAUCUGUAUGUUGGAGGUCUGGGGAAGGAGUGGACCACCACGUCUGGGGAAUUUGUCAACGACAACCCCGAGUGGGUGAAGUUGGUGGGGUUCCGCGGGGACGUGGAGCACCAGAACUGGGUCCCCAUGUACAAGUCACUGAAGUCCGCAGCGGGAAUACAACCUCCAGGUUACCUCAUUCACGAGUCGGCGGUGUGGAGCGACACGCUGCAGCGCUGGUUCUUCCUGCCCCGCCGCGCCAGCACGGAGCGCUACGAGGAGACGGCGGACGAGCGCCGGGGCACCAACCUCGUCCUGAGCUGCUCGCCAGACUUCAAAGACGUGACUGUUAGCCAGGGCGGCCCGCUGGACCCCACCCACGGCUUCUCCUCGUUUAAGUUCGUGCCCAACACGGACGACCAGAUCAUCCUGGCGCUCAAGUCAGAGGAAGACGCCGGGAAGAUCGCCACGUACAUCCUGGCCUUUACGCUGGACGGACGCAUCCUCCUACCGGAGACCAAGAUCGGGGACGUGAAAUACGAAGGCUUGGAGUUCAUCUAGAAGCAGCACUGAGGUUCCAUGUUGUUUACAAUCCUGUCACUGUUCUUGUCGCUGCUUCCUCUCUCUAAAGGACGGCCGUAAGGAUCAACUGCUGGACAAUGAGCGCCAGCAGAAGCAAUGGUAGCAAUGAGGAGUACUUUCCUCUCCAGGACAGCACUGUCUUCUUGUCAUCAUGAAUGUAAAAGACACUGAUUACAAUACGACUGUUUUUUCCUCCAGCACAUACUGUAUGUACAGUCUGUUGUUUUACUCUUGGCUCCAACAUUAAACACCUACUUUCUGGA
Messenger RNA from Entelurus aequoreus (snake pipefish), 1677 nucleotides. RefSeq names its product calcium activated nucleotidase 1a (gene cant1a). Gene Ontology annotation, molecular function: GDP phosphatase activity; UDP phosphatase activity; calcium ion binding. Gene Ontology annotation, biological process: proteoglycan biosynthetic process. The transcript is spliced from 4 exons. The record is from RefSeq and is a predicted model, not a curated record. Lineage: Eukaryota; Metazoa; Chordata; Actinopteri; Syngnathiformes; Syngnathidae. Bases 173 to 1393 code for a protein of 406 amino acids.